Caenorhabditis angaria is the source of this 207-nucleotide messenger RNA. Lineage: Eukaryota; Metazoa; Nematoda; Chromadorea; Rhabditida; Rhabditidae. The record is from the annotation of a GenBank genome assembly.
AUGAUAGCAAAGCGAGCAUUUUCGUUGUGUAGAAGUUUGUUAGCCAAGGAGAAGAAGGGUGGGAAAUCAAAAUCUGCUGCAAAUAUUCCACAAGCAGAUCUUGGAGAUGAUGGAUUGCCGAAAGAUUAUAAAAUGAAGGUUUUGCGAGCUGGAAGUCGUAGAUUGGACACAUUUGUAAAUCGAGCUACUGGGCAAAGCAGCAGGUAA